This is a messenger RNA of Syzygium oleosum, 1856 nucleotides long. RefSeq names its product trans-cinnamate:CoA ligase, peroxisomal-like. The record is from RefSeq and is a predicted model, not a curated record. NCBI's taxonomy places the organism in Eukaryota, Viridiplantae, Streptophyta, Magnoliopsida, Myrtales, Myrtaceae.
UCUCUCUCUCUCUCGCCACCUUCCAAAACAAACAACAAUGGACGACCUCCCGAAAUGCGAAACGAAUUAUGUCCCGCUCACACCUCUCACAUUCUUGAAGAGAGCCGCUUCCGUGUACGCCGACCGGACUUCUGUUGUUCACGAAUCCAGCCGCUUCACAUGGCGCCAAACCCACGAGCGCUGCCUACGCCUCGCCUCGUCGCUCCGUUCUCUCAAUGUUGUCAAGAACGAUGUGGUAUCUAUCCUAGCUCCAAACAUUCCGGCCAUGUAUGAGAUGCACUUUGCCGUGCCGAUGGCUGGCGCGGUUCUCAACACCAUAAAUACCCGUCUAAACGCCAACAACAUCGCUACCAUCCUCCGCCACUCUGGAGCCAAGGUCUUCUUCAUCGAUUGCAAGCACAUGCCGGUGGCUCGCGAGGCGCUCACAAUGCUCUCAGCCACCGGUUACUACUUACCCUCAGUCAUCGACAUUGACGACAUUAACUCGCCGACCGGUGUUCGAAUUGGCGAUUUGGAAUAUGAGGAUCUCAUUCGGAAGGGUGACCUGGCCUAUGUCCCCGAGGAGCUUCGAGAUGAGUGGGACCCCAUCGCGCUCAAUUACACUUCUGGGACGACAUCGGAGCCGAAAGGAGUGGUGUACAGCCACCGAGGAGCCUACCUCAGCGCCCUCGGCUUGAUCCUCGGGUGGGAAAUGCGAAGCGAGCCGGUGUAUCUGUGGACCCUGCCGAUGUACCACUGUAACGGAUGGACCCUCACGUGGGGCAUCGCCGCCCGUGGCGGGACCAAUGUGUGCCUACGCAAUGUUACUGCGCUUGACAUUUACCGGAACAUCGUUGCUCACAGGGUCACCCAGUGCUGCGCUCCAAUCAUCUUCAACAUCCUCCUUGAGGCCAAACCCCACGAACGCCGGGAAAUUGUUGCCCCCAUAGAGAUUCUCACAGGCGGUGCUCCGCCGCCACCGGCCCUAAUCCUAAAGAUGGAGUCUCUCGGCUUCCACACCACGCAUGCAUACGGGCUAACCGAAGCCACCGGGCCAGCCCUGGUCUGCGAGUGGCAGGCCAACUGGAACCACCUGCCGCCAUUGAAGCAGGCAGAGCUCAAGGUGCGCCAGGGAAUCAGCGUAUUAUCACUCGCUGAAGUCGACGUCAAGGACUUGGACACAAUGAGGACUGUUCCUCAUGACGGCAAAUCCAUGGGAGAGAUUGUUUUGCGUGGGAGCAGCAUCAUGAAAGGCUAUUACAAGGACCCGGAAGCAACAGCAAAGGCUUUCCAAAAUGGGUGGUUCCUCACCGGAGACGUUGGAGUCGUCCACCACGACGGUUACUUGGAGGUAAAGGACCGGUCGAAGGACGUGAUUAUUUCCGGUGGGGAAAACAUCAGCAGUGUCGAGCUAGAGAACGUGCUCUAUCGGCACCCUAGGGUCUUGGAGGCGGCGGUGGUGGCAAUGCCACAUCCGCGGUGGGGGGAGAGUCCAUGCGCGUUCAUCAGCAUUAAGAAGAACUCCAAAGGUGAAACUCACGACGUGAAAGAAGCGGAGAUCCUAUCUUUUUGCAGGAAGAAUCUUCCAAGUUUCAUGGUUCCAAAGAAGGUGGAGUUCAUGCCGGAGUUGCCCAAGACUUCCACAGGCAAAAUCCAGAAGUUUCAGUUGAGGGCCUUGGCGAAGACAAUCGUCGUCUCGGAGGAUGUUCCCACCACCUCACGUGCAUUGUCUCGUCUUUGAAAUCAGAUAGAAGUUGUCAUGAUGCGUUUUUCUUUUCUUUUUCCCGCCAAUAAUUGCUUUAUGUUUUGAGCUUCGGAUUCAUUGUUAGUCUUUUCCAAACAAUAAUGCUAGAGAGACGAAGAGUGGUUUAUUGCAA